Aspergillus homomorphus CBS 101889 is the source of this 1848-nucleotide messenger RNA. RefSeq names its product indoleamine 2,3-dioxygenase family protein. Bases 166 to 1659 code for a protein of 497 amino acids. Gene Ontology annotation, molecular function: heme binding; metal ion binding. The transcript has 5 exons. Lineage: Eukaryota; Fungi; Ascomycota; Eurotiomycetes; Eurotiales; Aspergillaceae. The record is from RefSeq and is a predicted model, not a curated record.
CCAGAGUUUACCAGCUUAGAAGAGUGCAAGGUUCAACACACCGAAAUCGCCCCCUUUCCCACAUUUUCCUAUCUUCCUCUCUUCUUACUCUAGACUUCCGAAUCUCUCCAUCCCCAUCACCACACUGCUAUACCUCCAUUUCCUUAUCAAGCAGAUUCCUUCACCAUGUCUCCUUCUAGAGUUCCUCUACCAAACAGUACUUUGGACCGUUUCCCCCAUAUCCAUGAUAAUCCUUCCACCCUUCCUCGAUCCUUGGACCCUUUCACCAUCACAACCUCCACAGGUUUCCUGCCGUAUCUCACCUCCCCUACCAAGCUGCCCUCUGUCUUCCAGCCUUUGAUGUCACUGCUCGAACGUCUCCCUGUUGUCAAGCAAGACGGUUCUCCGGGACUUCUCGCUCUAUAUGAGCUAGGUCCCGCUGUGUUGGCUGAGCUUCCAGACCUGACCGAGGAGAUUGACAAGCUGGUGACUUCCGAGGGAGAACUAGAUCUGUACAUGAUCACCGCCGCAUUUCGCGACUACUCUUUCCUUGCCUCGUCGUAUCUUCUCGAGCCAUGCUGGGAGAGCUGGUGCAAGAACCCUGACCAGGGCUAUGGACUCGGACGGGACGUGUUGCCCAAGUCUGUAGCUCGUCCGAUGUACCACUGUGCCCAGAUUCUCAACAUUCCUCCUUUCAUGUCCUACGCAGCUGCGUACUCACUCUUCAACUACACCAUUGCGGACUCAUCCAAGGGCCUAACCUACUCUAACUUGCGGCUUGUCCGUGCCUUUGAGAAGGGUCUCGACCCCAAGAGUUCCGAAGCUGGCUUCAUUCUGACCCACGUGGACAUGGUGAAAGAGUCCAACGGCCUCAUCAGCGGAGCACUGAAGGUGGUCGACAAUGUCGAGCAGGGUUUACGCUCGGUGGUAAACGACGGGUUCCGCGAGAUUCUAGCCUCGAUGGAGAAGAUUGAAGCCUCAAUGGAAGACAUGUGGGCCAACUCCAAACCCCACGACUACCUGUCCUUCCGCGUCUUCAUCUUCGGAAUCACCAACCAAUCCAUGUUCCCCAACGGCGUCGUCUACGAUGGAGUUCUCGACAACCAGCCCCUCUUCUUCCGCGGCGAGAGCGGCGCCAACGACAGCAUGAUCCCCCUGCUGGACCACCUCUGCCAAAUUCCCAUGCCCUCCACUCCGCUCACCAAAAUCCUUCACGAAUUUCGCGCCUAUCGCCCCCUCCCUCACCGCGAAUUCCUCGCCUACAUGAACUCCAAAGCGGAGGAAGUCGGCACCCGCGACUACGCCGUCCAGGACACCGAGACCGCCAUCCUCUUCCUCAAGACCUUGAACCAUGUUCGCAGCUUCCGGUGGCGGCACUGGCUGUUCGCGCGCGAGUACAUCAUCCGUCGUACCCCGCAUCCUACCGCUACCGGGGGUAGUCCCAUCGUUACUUGGCUUCCUAACCAGUUAUCUGCUGUCAUGGACCUGAUGAUUUCGGUCUACGAUACUUAUCUUGCGCCGCAAAAGGGCGGAGGGGGUGCGACUGGGCCGGAUGGGCAGACGGGGUAUGCUGAUGAGGCAUACCUGAAGCAGGUAGAGCCGAUGAUGGAGAUGGUCAGGGAUCAGAGAGAGAAGUUGGCCAGGGAGGUGGAGAGAUGGUGUAAGGAGAGAGGGGUUUGAAGGCGGGUUUUUGGAGAACUGGCUCAUCGUAUCAUACCCAAGAUGUACAUUGGUCGAAGCGCAUACUGAUUUAGGGCUCUUGUUGAUGGGCACUGGGAUUCAUAUUAUUGAUAUCGAUAUGAGGCAGAGCGAAGUAUUUCGUUUGUACUAAGGUGGAAAUCAAUGAGAUGAUCAGGAGAUGAUGUAGCU